Molecule: messenger RNA, 2901 nt
Organism: Nothoprocta perdicaria
Lineage: Eukaryota; Metazoa; Chordata; Aves; Tinamiformes; Tinamidae
Product: fatty acid amide hydrolase-like
Exons: 20
Coding region: 1-1716 (571 amino acids)
Molecular function (GO): catalytic activity
Source: RefSeq, a predicted model, not a curated record
AUGAAGCUGCUGCUCUGCAUUCCUACAACACAGUGGGCGCCGCGGCUGAGCGGCUUCUGGCUGCGCCUCUUCGCGCACGUGGCCAACACGGCUUUUGGACAGAUCAUCUUACUACCUUUCUUGCUAAGACUGAACAAAUUCUCCCUCUUGCGUUCCCUUGAUAUUCAUGAAGAUCCCACGUUUAUCCCAGAGGUUGCUGCAGAGCUUACAGAGGACAAGGGUGAGGCUGAAAACACUUCGGACGUUAUCAAGCAGCUGCUAGAUGCAAGGCCUGAUUCUGCCAGCGAUGGGUUUAGCUUCAAAGGAAUCAAAGACUACCUGGACUGCUACCGGAGCGGGAAGCUGACACCGUCUCAGGUCGCAAAGAACAUCAUUGCCGUGCUGGAGGACUGUGACAAAUCUACGCCUCCGCUCCGAGCGAUAGUGCAGUGGGACCAGGAGCAGAUAAUGCUGAUGGCUGAGGCCUCCACUACUCGUUACAAGAAUAAAUGUACCCUAUCUCAUCUGGAUGGGAUCCCAGUGUGCCUGAAGGAAGAGUUUAAAGUGGUGCCUUACCAUCACCGAGUGGGAACAGAGUAUCUUGGGACAGAGCCUGAAACAGAAGAUGCUACUGUGGCUAAGAAGCUGCGAGAGGCUGGAGCUAUCAUUAUUGGGGUCUCAAACAUGCAUGAACUAGGGACUGGAACAAGUGGAUGCAACCCAAAUGGGUACCACAAGAUCCCAAGGAAUCCCUACAAGCCUAAUCACUACACAGGUGGGAGCUCCAGUGGGUCGGCGGCAGCUGUGGCAGCAGGUCUCUGCCCUGUGGCUAUUGGCACAGAUGGAGGAGGCUCUGUGAGGAUUCCUGCUUCAUUCUGUGGCGUGGUAGGGCUGAAAGGUACCUUUGGGCGGAUCAGUUCUCACGGCUGCCUCCCGCUUUCCUAUUCCACCGUCAGUGUGGGCCCUAUCUGUACCUCGGUGGCAGAUGCAGCUAUUGUGUACAGCGUGCUUGCUGAGCCGGAUCCACUCUGCCCGUAUGGACUAAAGCAGCCCAAAGCAACCCUGUCAAAUAUGUGCGCACCGGACCUGAGGGGCUUAAAGCUGGGAGUGGACUGGACGUUUUUUAAGGCGUGUGAUGCAGAAAUCCUGUCCAUCUGUGAGAAAGCUGUGGAGUUCCUGCGGAGCCAGGGAGCCAGCGUGGUUGAAGUGUUUCUUCCGGAGAUGGAGGAGGUGCGAGUGUCUCAUGGAAUCUCUAUCCUCAGUGAGAUGAGGGACUUCCUGCAGCCUGACUUCAACAAACAUUUCCAUCAACUGAAUCUGGAGACUCGGAUCAGCCUGGCUGUGGCUUGCCAGUUCACAGCUCUGGACUAUAUUACGGCAAAUCGGCAGAGGACCCGGAGCAUGGGCUUCUUGCGAGAGAUUUUCUCCACUGUGAACUGUAUCCUCACCCCAGCUACUGCUUCUACUGCCCCAAGAAUCCACGACUCCGACCUCGUGACCGGGUUCAGCGAUUUCUCGCUCACAGUGCGGGCCAUGAGGUUCAUGCAGCUUGGCAACUUCACGGGCAUUCCAGGGCUGGUGGUUCCUGUUGGAUAUUCUGCUGCUGGGCUUCCUAUCAACCUCCAGGUCAUGACAAAAUGGUGGGAUGAAGCUACGCUGCUCAGGGUUGGCCUGAAGCUGGAGCAGUUUCGUCACCAGACCAAAAAACCCUCCGUUUAUUAUGACAUCCUUGCAUGAUGGGUGGCCAAUAUCAGCAAUAUUCUAACUUGUUGUUCCUAGUCUGACCUGUAAGUGUAAGAGUGGACUUAUUUUCAGUGAUUACCUCAAUAAGUUUAGCAGCCCCACGAGAAGAAAGGGGAGGAAGACUGAUUUAAGCAGGCAUUGAUGUGAGCAGAGUUCUGCUCCCUUUUGGGUAGGGGAUAUUCCAGGUUAUACUGGGGAGACCACUUGUGCUAGCUCAUUCCUUUUUUUCUGCCAGCUGGGGAAGCUGCAACCAUUUUCUGCAACCGCUUUUCCUGGAUGGCUCUUAUGUGUAAGACGGAAGGCAGGUGGAUUGUGCUCAGGCAGCUUUACAUGGAAAAGCCACAAUCCCGAGUCCUUAAACCUUCUCAAAGGACCUUCUCCCCUGCCCUAGGAUGUAACAAAGCGACUCCUGCAGGAGAAAGGCAGCUUCCCCUAUAGACACAUUCCCAGGGCUUUAGCACCUCAUUCCCUUGGAAUGAAGAGGAUCUCAGCAGGCUUGCCAGAAGGAGUUAACACUCAGAGCCUUCUCCUGUUACCCUCCUUAUCAGAUAUCCGAGAAGGGAAACUGCUGGCCUUGUGAUGAGGCUGCUGGAGGAGCUGUCAGCAACAGAAAAGCGCACUGCAUUCUUACAUAGCUUGGACGGAGAGGAGGAACAGAGGGAGGGAGUGCAGUUUCUCCCAAAGCUUAGCUUGUCUGUUGCUUUCUCAGUUUGUUUUAAGUCACCUUUAAAGAGAGCUUGCACCUUACUGAUGGCUAAAGUUGGCAGGCAGAUAGCAUCUGAAUGGAAAAACCCCAAACACGACCUACUUUUCCCUUAAUUACUUACGUCAAAACCUCAACAGCUAGCAGCAGCUGUUAGCAGCAUCCAUAGCUGAAGUAAUGAAACUUGAUAAUGUCUUUUGUCUUCAGUUCCCCUGUAUGAUACUACCAGCACUAUCAUUCACGAGAUACUAGUAUAGUUCAAUUCUAUGAAGAGCAGAUUUUAAGAGCACAAUAUUUCCCCUAAUAUUACCAAUAACUUAUUGAACACUUCUAAAAUACCUUAGUAUUAAUAUGCCUGCAAGAUGGAACACUGGUAAAGUGCAUCGUAUGGAAAUAGCAAGCAUUGACCAGCACUUGACAAGAAUAAAUUUCUCCAAGAAACAUUGCUGCUUGCAGAAAAUACCGGAGGAAUAUUU